ACUCUCCCUGCUAUGCUCCAGAACCAUGUGGCCCAAUGCCAGUUCUCUGGGACCCUGUUUCCGGCCAAUGAACAUCACACUGGAGGAACGGCGCCUGAUUGCCUCCCCAUGGUUCGCAGCCUCUUUCUGCCUGGUGGGCCUGGCCUCCAACCUGCUGGCGCUGAGUGUGCUGAUGGGCGCACGGCAGGGCAGCUCCCAGUCUAGAUCUUCCUUCCUGACCUUCCUCUGUGGCCUGGUCCUCACUGACUUCAUGGGGCUGCUGGUCACUGGUGCCAUCGUGGUGACCCAGCACUUCGUCCUCUUUGAAUGGCAGGCCGUGGACCCUGGCUGCAGCCUCUGCCAUUUCAUGGGCGUCAUCAUGGUCUUUUUCGGCCUGUGUCCACUGCUACUGGGGGCCGCCAUGGCCUCAGAGCGCUUCCUGGGCAUCACCCGGCCCUUCUCAAGGCCCGCGACUGCCUCACAGCGCCGAGCCUGGACCACAGUGGGGCUGGUGUGGGCCUCUGCGCUGGCACUGGGCCUGCUGCCCCUUCUGGGCGUGGGCCACUACACCGUGCAGUAUCCCGGCUCCUGGUGCUUCCUCACACUCGGCACCGAUCCGGGGGACGUGGCCUUCGGCCUGCUCUUUGCACUCCUCGGCAGCAUCUCAGUGGGGAUGUCCUUCCUGCUCAAUACCAUCAGUGUGGCCACCCUGUGCCACGUCUACCAUGGGCAGGCGACUGCCCAGCAGCGCCCGAGGGACUGCGAGGUGGAGAUGAUGGUGCAGCUCAUGGGCAUUAUGGUGGUGGCCAGCAUUUGCUGGAUGCCACUGCUGGUCUUCAUCGCCCAGACGGUGCUGCGGAGCCCGCCUGCCAUGAGCCCGAUGGGGCAGCUGUCCCGCCCCACGGAGCAGCAGCUGCUCAUCUACCUGCGAGUGGCCACCUGGAACCAGAUCCUCGACCCCUGGGUGUACAUCCUGUUUCGCCGGGCAGUGAUCCAGCGCUUCUACCCUCGCCUGAGCACCCGGUCCAGGUCACUGUCCCUGCAGCCCCAGCUCACCCGCAGGUCAACAAUUCACUAGGUCCUAGGCUGGACAUAGUGACAGCUCUGGAAGGACAGAGCACCCUGCCAGAAUGUCCCGCACCAGACCUUUAUCUUCCCUGUCGGUCGCUUCUGUCUGUCCUGAUGCCCAGGAGCCAAGAGUGCAGCAUAGACAGAGGGUUUGAACAACAAAAUUGUGUCCUAUCUUCCAUCAGCCCCAGGGACACCCCCUCAAGUCUUCCCUGACUCCCCUUUCCAAAGCCCUUCCCCUCUCUCAGCCCCUACUUUGAGUCCCCUCCCAACCCCAGGAAGGA
Budorcas taxicolor (takin) is the source of this 1331-nucleotide messenger RNA. RefSeq names its product thromboxane A2 receptor (gene TBXA2R). The record is from RefSeq and is a predicted model, not a curated record. Gene Ontology annotation, biological process: adenylate cyclase-activating G protein-coupled receptor signaling pathway; positive regulation of blood pressure; positive regulation of cytosolic calcium ion concentration. Gene Ontology annotation, molecular function: thromboxane A2 receptor activity. The transcript is spliced from 2 exons. Gene Ontology annotation, cellular component: plasma membrane. The coding region runs from base 26 to 1057 and encodes 343 amino acids. NCBI's taxonomy places the organism in Eukaryota, Metazoa, Chordata, Mammalia, Artiodactyla, Bovidae.